AAGGACAUCAUGAUAGACGAUGAAUGUGGUCGACAGCUUCCAGCAUUGACUGUUUUUUCAUUGUCCAUCAGAUACAUGAAAGAAGAUUUGGAGAAAACAUGCGAGAAUCAAGUGGUAGGUUUGAAGCCAGACGACAUUCACUGGGUUCUGACUGUACCUGCUAUUUGGAAUGAUUCAGCAAAACAGUUCAUGAGAAUGGCUGCAGAACAAGCCGGAAUCUCCACCGACAAACUUUCCGUUGCUCUUGAACCAGAGGCAGCCUCCCUUUACUGCAGACAUCUCCCUGUAAUGUGUGACGGGGAAUCAAGCCUUCUUACAUUUCAAACCGGAAAGAAAUACCUAGUUCUAGACGCAGGAGGUGGGACAAUUGACAUAACGGUACACGAAGUUUGUGCUGGUGGAAACCUCAAAGAGAUACAUAGGGCUAGUGGUGGUGAUUGGGGUGGGACGAAGAUUGACGGGUCUUUUAUGAAUUUUCUUGGACAUAUUGCAGGUAACACUGCAAUGCAGCGAUUCAAAGAUGAGAAUAUGGAAGAUUUCAUUGAACUUCUUCGUGAUUUUGAAAUCAAGAAGAGAAAUAUAGAUUCUGUAUCGAAAACAAAAGUAACAAUUAAAGUUCCAUCUUCUCUGUUUGACCUUGUACAGGAAAAACUUCAUUCAUCUGGUUACGAAAAUCAGGUAAAUCUGACCGGAACCGGAAACAAAGUUCGCUUGGAUGCGGACCUCAUGCGGUCCUUCUUUACCACAACAUUGACACAGAUUAUUACGCAUACAUCUGAUCUUCUUGAAAAGCCAGACUGCGUUGGAGUUGAAGCCAUUUUGAUGGUGGGUGGCUUCUCUGAGUCUAAGCUUCUCCAGGAAAUCGUCAAAAUGAUGUUUUCGCAGCUGAAAAUCAUAGUUCCUCCAGAAGCUGGACUUGCUGUACUAAAGGGGGCGGUCAUUUACGGUCAUUGUCCAACUGCGAUUACUGAACGCAUUUCAAAGUACACCUAUGGUGUUGCUACAUCAGUCAAAUUCAAUGAAAAAAUACAUCCUUCUUCGAAGCGUUUAGUUUUAGAUGAUGGCUCCAUCAUAUGUGAAGAUGUAUUUGACAUCAUUGUUAAGGAAGGAGAUAGACUUGUCGUAGGUGUGGCGCACAAGGAAAGAUCAUACAAACCUAUAGACGAGUCACAAAAAACAAUCGAAUUUCCUGUUUUUAUUUCAAGAGAUAGGAAUGCUAACUUUGUCACAGAUCUUGGAUGUAAACAUGUUGGCACUCUUGCGAUCCCCUUGGCCGGAAGAGGCACUGACCGAUCAGUGACGGUUCGAAUGCUCUUCGGUGGUACGGAAAUAAUUGUUGAGUGUGUAGAACAAGCUACCAGCAGAAUCAGACGAUUGAAAAUAGAUUUUCUGACGUAA
This is a messenger RNA of Dreissena polymorpha, 1398 nucleotides long. RefSeq names its product heat shock 70 kDa protein 12A-like. The record is from RefSeq and is a predicted model, not a curated record. NCBI's taxonomy places the organism in Eukaryota, Metazoa, Mollusca, Bivalvia, Myida, Dreissenidae. Gene Ontology annotation, molecular function: ATP-dependent protein folding chaperone; ATP binding. The coding region runs from base 10 to 1398 and encodes 462 amino acids. The transcript is spliced from 6 exons.